Cladocopium goreaui is the source of this 1029-nucleotide messenger RNA. The record is from the annotation of a GenBank genome assembly. Lineage: Eukaryota; Dinophyceae; Suessiales; Symbiodiniaceae.
UUGACGACAGUGUUACCUUGGAGAGCAAACAGAGUGCUCGCAUCUUGCUUCGCUCCAAUCUUUUGCCAUGACGGCACUCUUUGCCUGUUUCCUCACCUUUUGCCUGGCUGGAACGAGUGCGGAUGAGAUCCCCCAGGCACUUGAUGCUGAUGAUCAGUGUGCUUCGCCAGGCUGGCGGUGAAUGCCCUUCAGCGCCAUGUGAGGGGCUCGGAGGAGGAGCUGAUGGAAUGGCACGAGGACUACUAUGGACACAAGCCGCGCUCAGACAUCUCGGUUUCCAACUACAAGAGCCUCAUGAAAAACAUCAGUGUUCAGCAGAACGCUAUCAUGGCUCUCUGGAAUCGAAGUCUUGAGCUCGAGGUAGAAGUUCAAGAACAGGUGAAGCAGGUCGAGCACGACUCAGGCCUAAAAGUCCAGGACUACGUUGAACUGGUGCAAGAUGUUGAUAUGUCCUCACGAGAGCACCACGCCAAAGGGGAUCAGCAGCCAAGAGAAAAAAUGGUAAAGAAGUGGAUAAGCUACAUGGAUCAGGAGAUGGGCAUGGUCUUCAAGAAAUUGAACGCGAACGGCCAGCUGGUGGCUGCCUGCGGAACACUUAUGAGCAAGAACCCGGUUCCAUUGAAACUGCAGAAGCAGACCUUUGACUCCUUGGCUCAGACGGAACCUACGGAACCUACGGAACCUACGAUGCCGGGCGAUCACAUCGGCAUCGGAGACGAGCUUUGGAGGAGUGUCACGGAAACAGUCACCAAUAUCCAUACGGCUCAAAAGUCAGCCGCCGACCUCGAGGACCACAUCAAAAAGAUCAACAAGAUGCUUGUUGACUUCAAUGAAGGAAAGCUCAUUCCGAAUGAAAACCCUGAUGGCCCUGGUAUGUGAGAUGCUGUUUACACCUGCGGUCAAUCGGAGUCAAAGUGCUCAGCCCGGAUAGCCUAUUGUUGGGCAUUCCUGGAAGUUGGUCACGGGUGGUCGGAGGCUAGAGCCAGCAAAGUCUGAAGAAGCAAAAGGAGAGCGAGCAUUGUUUGCAAA